Messenger RNA from Alosa sapidissima (American shad), 3132 nucleotides. RefSeq names its product stomatin (gene stom). The coding region runs from base 139 to 993 and encodes 284 amino acids. Lineage: Eukaryota; Metazoa; Chordata; Actinopteri; Clupeiformes; Clupeidae. The transcript is spliced from 7 exons. Gene Ontology annotation, cellular component: plasma membrane. The record is from RefSeq and is a predicted model, not a curated record.
CCUCAACUGACCAAACCUCUCUCUUACGCAUAAAGGGGAGGAGAUAGCCUACUGUCUGAAAGAUAUCAGAACCAAGGCGAUCAGAACAGCACCGCUUUGAGCGGAUGUAGAUUAUACGGUGUGUUAACCUCCGAAAACAUGGCAAAUCGUAGUGAAUCGUCUCUAACGCGGAGUCGUACGAAUGACAAAGAACGCCAAGCUCUGGAGGAAGCAGACUCUAACAUUGGUCUGUGUGGAUGGUUCCUGGUAGGAAUCUCCAUCUUGCUGACUUUGGCCACCUUCCCUCUCUCCAUAUGGAUGUGCAUAAAGAUAGUGAAAGAGUAUGAGAGAGCCAUCAUCUUCCGUUUAGGACGAAUUCUCAAAGGAGGUGCCAAGGGGCCAGGUCUGUUCUUCGUCCUGCCCUGCACAGAUACCUUCAUUAAAGUGGACAUGCGCACCAUCUCAUUUGACAUUCCCCCACAGGAGGUCCUGACCAAGGACUCGGUGACAGUGAGUGUGGAUGGCGUGGUGUACUACCGCGUGCAGAACGCCACACUGGCUGUGGCCAACAUCACCAACGCUGACGCCGCCACCCGCCUGCUUUCUCAGACAACCCUCAGGAACGUGCUGGGCACCAAGAACCUGGCCGAGAUCCUCUCAGAUCGCGAGGAGAUUGCACACAGCAUGCAGGCCACUCUGGACGACGCCACGGACGAUUGGGGCAUCAAGGUCCAGCGCGUGGAGAUCAAAGAUGUCAAGCUGCCCAUUCAGCUGCAGAGGGCCAUGGCUGCUGAAGCAGAGGCCUCACGGGAGGCUAGGGCCAAGGUGAUUGCGGCGGAGGGCGAGAUGAACGCUUCCCGUGCGCUGAAGGAGGCGUCCCUGGUGAUCGCCGAGUCCCCAUCUGGCCUGCAGCUGCGUUACCUGCAGACUCUCAACACCAUCGCCGCCGAGAAGAACUCCACCAUCAUCUUCCCCCUCCCCAUAGAAAUGCUGCAGACCUUCAUGAAACAUUAAGACUUCCACUCACACACACAUACACAUGCACCCACUCACAAUACAUACGCUUACACAUGUCACACGCACACACUGUGAGCAUAUACUGGACUUUGGACUGUGUGGAUGGGAUGCGAUAUACUCAAUCAUUCAAGUCAGACAGAUGGCCAUACCACCACACACCUCACUUCACUCUCCCUCCAAACGCAUCGAGGCAUUUGGCCAAAUCUAUACAAUGUUUUCCCAUUGACAGCAUGUUACAUUCAGAAUUCUGUAUGGCCAACAUUCUGUAUUCAUUAUACUGAACAUUGGUAGAUAUACAGGUAGACAUAUGAUUGGCUGUUGUUGGUAGAUAAUUAGGUAGACAUUUGAUUGGCUGUUUUGUUAGAAUGGUGGAAGAAGUCUGCUCCAUAUAUUACCACCACCAUGGAGGUUAUGUUUUUGGUGCUGGUUUGUUUCUUUGUUGGUCAGUCUGUAAGCAGGAAAUCACACACAAAAAAAACGAGCUGCCUGAUUUUUAUGACACUUGGUGGAAGUGUAGCUUGGGCCAAGUGCCAUUCUGGAGCAGAUACAAAACACUGGGUGGAUCCACAAAUCCAAGCAACACAUCAUUGCGCUAUAUUCCCAGCAUUUCAGAAUUGUGUCAGACUUUGCGAAAGAAAUUACAUAAAACCUUUUCCUGAAAGAGUUUGUGUUGUCGGUAUAGGACAGUCACAAUAUGACUUCUAUACAGUACACACAGAUGUAUCUCUUUAUGGUAUGAGCAUUCAUGUGAAGUGGAGUGGAAUCCAGGUCAUGAGAUACUCUCCCUCCACUUAAAGGCUUUCAGAAAACCAGAGCAUCAAAUAACCAGAGGAAAUAGAAGUAACCACAUCUCAGCCCUGCUGCAAACCCACAUGUUCUUAACAUUGCAUUUCUGACACACAUUCUCACUGCAUAAACACAACGCAACCACGCACAAGCCCUUGCCUAGUGAGAGUAGUAGUGUGUUGAGCCAGAGGUACAUUUAAAUUCAGAAAACAGACGUGAGUGUUUGUGUCAAUUUGCACAUUGCACCAUAUUUUUGUUUACAGUUUAAAGCAAACAAUUUGAAAUGUCUUCACAAAAAUGUUCUGAUUUAAAAGUUUGCCUGUUUGCCAAAUUGGAAUGUACCUCUGAGUUAAGGCUCAACAUGCCACUAAUGUGUGUUUGGAUCCGUUUGCCUACAGUAUAUAUGUGAGUUGCUAUCUGCAUCUGAAAUCCCAUACAGUAUCAAUGAAAGGUCAGUGUAAUUGAAUAGUCAACACUGUAAACAUUCUUGAGGAUGAUUACAGUGCAGUGCAGUGAUGCUUAAUUGUAAGUGUGUGUGUGUGUGUGUGUGUGCGCGUGCGCAUGCAUGCUUGUGGGAGUAAGCUGUUCUGAAUGCAAAAAAGAUGCCUUGUAUUUUAUUAAGCUGUACCUGACUCUCUCUUUCUCUAUCCGUGGUCGUAUCUGACAACAUAAAGCCUUAAUGAGUGUUACAUGCUAAUCUCACCUCCAAACAGACUUUUUUAACCAAUUUAUCAGGAACAUUUUUUUUACUUCAGAGCUUUUUUUAUUUUAACUAUACAUUGUAUGAUUCAGUAUUAUAGCGAUUGAUCAAAUUAACCCUGUUUGUAUUACCCAUGGCUGUGGCUAGUUAUAGAAAGCUAAUAAUAGAAAAUAUUAUUGCGGUGUUUUAACUGCCCUGAAACAAGCAGUUUUGUUCACUGCCUACUGACCUGCUCUGCCUACUAAUGUAAUGUCUCGCCAAAGAUGUGAAUGCCCUAGUGUUACGUGCCUAUUUGUACCUCUGCCAAGUUUACACUCUAGGUUGCAGCGUGUGUGGGAUUUCAAAAUUAAGCCAUGGGCUUUGUUGAAUUGCUUCCUGUUGCACUUUGCUAUACUGUGUUUUCCGGGUAUGUGCCAAGCAGCACAUAUUGCCAUAAUAAAGUUCAAAUUAAGCUUUGUGUUGUGAAAUGUAUGUGAAAUAUUUGUUUGUACCAGUAUGUGAAGUGAAAGUGCUAUAUACCCUUGUGUAUGAAGUUGGUGUUUAUUGAAUAUCACUUUUAUUUGUUGAAGUUGUGUAAUGUUGAAAACACGCACUGACGUCCACAUUUAACAACUUAUAUAAAACCAAUAAACAACUGAAGGUUUAUACCA